Linum tenue is the source of this 2385-nucleotide messenger RNA. The record is from the annotation of a GenBank genome assembly. Lineage: Eukaryota; Viridiplantae; Streptophyta; Magnoliopsida; Malpighiales; Linaceae.
CAUUUCUUCACACUGCAAUAGGUUGGGUUGGUGGAAUCAGGGCUGGAUCUCUUUUCCAUAGCCCCCAAACUUUGAGAGAACUUGUUAGUGGGGAGUGCCUAAAAUUUGCACAGUUGCAGUGAUAGUAAGGUAAAAGAAGUUUAUCUAAAGCCUGCUUCCAAGUGGAAAAUGGCUUCGAGAUGAGGGAUUGGUGGCGGUAGUGGUUAUUGGCUUUACAUGGUUGAAAAACUAGCUGGAGGUUUCUAUGUUUGGCGACCAUUAGCAUGCGGGUUAGAAAAGCAUUGUUUCCAUACUACCUUACUGAACCCUUUGUGACUCAACAAAUGGCUUAGAUUCUCGUUGGACCUUUUCGAGCACUACAGAUCGAUUAAAUCUCAUCCACCGAAAUCGAAAUGAAAAAAAAAAGAAAGAAAAAACCAAAACAUCACAUACAUUUGAUCCAAAUGGCCCAAUGUACUUCAACGGCUUGUACCAUUUGUUCUACCAAUACAACCCCAAGGGCUCAGUCUGGGGAAACAUCGUAUGGGCCCACUCAGUAUCCAAGGACCUCAUCAACUGGCAGGCCCUGGAGCCCGCAAUCGAGGCCACGAAGCCCUUCGACAUCAAAGGCUGCUGGUCCGGAUCCGCCACCAUCCUCCCGGGCAACAAGCCCGUCAUCCUCUACACGGGUGUCGACAAACACAACCGCCAGGUCCAAGACUACGCCGUCCCCACGAACCUCUCCGACCCUUACCUCCGGUCCUGGGUCAAACCCAGCAAGGGGAACCCGUUCAUCGACCCGGACCGGUCCGUCAAUGCCAGCGCCUUCCGCGACCCGACCACCGCCUGGUUCGUCAACGGCGAGUGGCACACCGUGGUCGGGAGCAAGCGUGACAUGGUCGGGGUCGCUUACCUGUACACGAGCAAGGACUUCAAGAAGUGGGUUAGGGCGAAAGAGCCGCUCCACUCGGCUCGGGGAACCGGGAUGUGGGAGUGCCCCGAUUUCUACCCGGUUUCGCCCACUGGGCGGAGGGGCCUGGACACAUCAGCGUUGGGGAAGGAAGUGAAGCACGUGUUUAAAGUCAGCUUGGACUUGACGAGGUUCGAUUACUACACGAUCGGAGUGUACGACAAGGAGAAGGAGAAGUAUGUUCCGGAUUUGGGCUCGGUGGACAGUUGGGCCGGGCUCCGGUACGACUACGGUAACUUCUAUGCUUCUAAAUCGUUCUUCGACUACAAGAAGCACCGCAGGGUUUUGUGGGGUUGGGCCAACGAGUCCGAUGGCGAGGCCCGUGAUAAGGAUAAGGGUUGGGCAGGAAUUCAGCUGAUCCCAAGAAAGGUGUGGCUGGAUCCAAGUGGGAAGCAACUGUUGCAGUGGCCGAUUAAAGAGCUGGAGAUGCUUAGAAGUCCUGACCCACGAAAAUUGAACUCCAAAGUUUUGAAGCAUGGACGGCACGUUGAAGUGGACGGAAUCACUGGUGCCCAGGCUGACGUGGAGGUCACCUUCUCAUUCCGGAGCCUCGACAGAGCUGAGCCCUUCGAUCCCAAAUGGGCCGACCUUCCGGCCCAAGACGUCUGUCAUCAGAAGGGCUCGACCGUUCCAGGUGGGCUUGGGCCGUUUGGGCUGCUCACCGUAGCCUCCGAGAAGCUCGAGGAGUUCACGCCGGUCAUGUUCAGGGUGUUCAAGAAAGGCGGCAAGCACGUCGUUCUCUUCUGCUCCGAUGCCACCAGUUCUAGCCUGGCUAAGGGGCUGUACAAGCCGUCGUUUGCUGGAUAUGUGGACGUUGACGUGUCUAAAACUAAGAAGAUUUCCCUGAGGAGCUUGAUUGAUCAUUCGGUGGUGGAGAGCUUCGCGGAAGGAGGGAAAACGGUGAUAACGUCGAGGGUUUAUCCGACGCUGGCAACAGGUACAAAAGCCCGUCUCUUCUUGUUCAACAACGGGACGGAGGAGAUCGAGGUCGACAAACUCACGGCAUGGAACAUGGGGAAGCCAGUCAUGAACGUGCCUUUGAAUAAGGGAGCAUCCAUUAAUUAACUCGGAGCUUUGAUGGAAUUAGCAUAAUCCGCUAAGUAUAUGACAGAGGGCAGCCCAGGGUUAAGCAAUGGGGAUCGAUCGAUAUAAUAAGGUAACAUGUAUAACUAUUAACUAAUCAGAUAAAAGAGUUCAUCAGUAGGGGAAAUAACGUGACGAAAUUGAUCCGAAGAUGUUUGGUUGUGCUUAGUAAUUAGUAGGAGUCAUGGAUUAAGACAAUUAAGUACGUAUAUGUCGUAUUAGUUGUUUGCAUGUUUUUGUUGUUGUUAUGUUAUAUAUAGUACAGUGCAAGACUUGUUGCCUGUACCUUGAUGUUAUCCUUUCCCACAAUUUGGGGGAGGUCCAAACCGAUUAAACCGAAUCGGAUUAUUCUG